GUAUACUAAACUAAUUUAAUAUACUUAAGUACAUGGCAAAAUUUUCGUAUUUGAAAUGAAUAAAUCAAUAAUUAACUGAAAGCACAUCUUAAAGGCAAUUCAAAUAAGUUAUGCAAAAUAAGUUACAUAAAAUAUAAUGUUGUAUAAAGAUAAAAAUAAUGUGUUAUAUAUUCACUUUGAUAAAGUUACACAGGUAUUCAAUUGUAAUAUUUGUGAUUUAUUUCCAUGUGUUAGAAAUAAUGAAAAGUUUAGAACCAAAACAACUCAGAAAAAUAUUAUUUUAAAAAAUGCAAGCAUUGACACUGGUAUACAUAAAGUUAUGAAACAACUUACGAAUACUCCAAAGUUACCUGCGAAUAAAAAUGGUGAAUUACUUGAUAAUAGAUAUAGCACGAAACCAUUAGAGAAUACAUCUCUAAAGUAUAUUUCACAUCAUAAAAAUAAGCAAAACUAUACGAAACCAAAAACCUUUGACGCAAUAGUUAAGACGUAUAAGGUAGCAGAUACUAAGGAUGUUUGGGGUGACAACAUCUCUAAAAGAUUAUUUAAAUGUGCAUGUAUUAAAAACAAGACAUUUCAACAUCAAAUUCCAAGACAAAAAUUAAAACGAAAAAGAAAACAUCAAAUAGCAUUUCAUAAUACAAUUACAAACCAAAAUAGUGCAGGAGAUAAUGAAAGUUUUGAGUAUAGUGAAAAAUUCAAAAAGAUGUCUGCUAAUGGUUUGAAGAAAAAAUAUGAUAAUAUGCAAAAGAAAAUUUAUCCUUAUGAAGAACCUAAGAAAAAUGUACGUUUUGAUAAUAAAAAGUCGUCAGUUAAUUUGUAUCAACAUAAGGGUAAUAAAAAUGUAAAAGUAACUACAAUAGAGUCAUCUAAAAUUGAAUACUGUGUCUGUCCUAAAAUUUAUGAGCAUGACUUGGAGACACAGCGUAUUGAGAAGGUUAAAUCAUUUAUUGGAAAAUUGAAAAAUCGUACAGACGAUAUUAAAUUUGAAAAGAAACCAAAGUACACUUUAAAAGAUCUUAAUUCCGACAAAAGUUAUGUAAAAAAAUUUAAUCGGUCUGAAUUUGUUAGUACUAAAAAUAAUAAUAGAUCAAAAAAUAAUGAAAUUACUAAGCAUUCUGAAAAGAAAGAUAUUUUUAAAGCAAUUCUGCCUCGUGAAGAUGCGUAUAAUAAUGACAAUCGAAACAAAAAUAUAUCUCGUUUCCUCAGUAGAUGCCUACAUAAACUGAAAUUAUGGAAGUUCACUAUAUAUCAAGAUGUAGAAGUGCAAAAUAAAAGUGAUCAAACAAGUGAUCCUUUAUUCGAAAUGCAAUUGAAUUCACUUAAUAUGUGUAUUUUAAAUGACAACGAAAUAAAUGAUAAAGUCAAAAGUCUUGGAAAACAAAAAAGUAAGCCACGCAUUUGUCCUCCGCAUGGUGUACGUAAGAAGCCUAUUUUUAAAACGGAAUUUCGUCCUACUAUUGUACGUCUAAAAGCUUUAAAUGAUAAAAGCACUAAGUUUUUGGAAAUUCCUCGUAAAUACAGGGAUAUAACCGACAAUAUAAAUCCUUAUCAAAAAAAUAAUAUGGCUUUUCGACCUAAAUCAAUGGAAGAACAUAAGCAGCCAUUAUUUGAAAUAAAACUAAAUUCUAGCAAUAUGUGUGUUAUAAAUUCUAAAGAAAUACAAAGAAAGUUGGUUGAUGAACAAAAAAGAAAUAAUUGGCAUAGAAAUGUUGUCAUGGAAGAGUAUGAAAAAAAUAAAAAUCACGCAUGUCAGUGUAAUAAAAUAUUUAAACCAUAUAAGUUUUCAAAAGAUACAAAUGAUAAAAUACCACUGUGUACUAAAUGUAAACAACAGCAAAGGUCAAAAAUGAUAAGAGGAAAUGUUAUGAAAUCAAAACUUUCGUGCUUUUGUGCACAAGUCAUAAGCAAAUCUGAAAACUGGUCACAGUAUAAUAGAAAAAGGUAUAGAAGAGGGUCUAAAAAGUCCCUAUUUCAUAAUAGUUCAAACAGGAUGAUGUCCUCCCAGUCUACCCAUAUUCAUAAACGAAAUGGUUUGAAUAUAGAUAUAAAUAAUAAGACAAUUGUUAAUAAUAUGCAACAUAACAACGCAAAUAAACGUUGUGCAUGUUGUGAUUACGAAAUUGCUAAUAAAAGAUCUUGGAAAUGUACAUCUAUCUUCAAAAAAUCACUCUCUGCAUUUUUCAAUUAUCCAAUUUCUUUACAUAGAUGUGAAUGUGAUAAAAAAAGAACAAAACAAGAAUAUUUAAAAAUUAAACAGAAUCAUAAAAAAAAUAAUAAACGGAGACAUAGAAAAAAUACUUUAGCAAAAAAACGAAAGCAAUGGCAAAAAAUUUCUAAUAAAGAUAAAAAAAAAUUUGAAAAUGAAAUGAGACAAUAUGACAAAAUUAAAAAAAAGCAACAAAAAAAAGACUCUCAAAAGAGAAUAAAAGGAUCAUCCUAUGAAGGUAAUUGUUUAUUUGCUUUUUUGGAAGGUUUAAUAAAUAUGCCAAUAAAAUUAAUAAAAUUAGUAUUCAGUAUAGUAUUUACUGUAAUUACAAAACCGAGAAGAUCUUUAAGGUAUAUAAGGGACCGGAUUAAAGAUCCAAUGGGUACACAUGGAAGAAUAAAAAUGUGGAUUGGUAAGGCUUGGCGCGUUAAACCGUUACGAAUAGAAAAAACUUUGUCCGAUUCAGAGACAAUUAAUAUUUUGACAGACGCAAUAAAAGAUUCUGAUUUAUAUCAGACAUUCGCGUUUACCGGUAAGUCCCAAAAAGAUAAACAGCAGAUUGAAAUCCAAAAGAAGGAAAGGAAAAGAAGGAUAAGAUUAAGACAAAACGAAGCUCUUUAUAGCUGUCGCCAUAUGCUAUUAACUACACUAAGAAAUAAGCCUUGUUUAUGUGUGUACUAUAUAUGUCCCAAUUUGUACCCACAAUUUCUUGGGUUAUUGUCAUUUAUGAGAAGUUUCUUUAAUUUGUGCCUAUUUUUAGUUGCUAUUGCAUGUUGGACUCCAUGUAUUAUCUGCAGCGAACUAACUCGUGCAUUAUGUUGUUGCCUGUUAUGUACACACUAAAUUAUUGAUAAAUAAAUUAAUAUACUUCGUGAGGAUAGUAAAAUUAGUUACAGUUUUGGUAUCGGUUUUGUCCAAAGUUAUUUUAUGCUAAGUUAAGCAAAGAUAUCUAUGAUGGUUUGAAUAGUGGCUGAGCGAGGACAGUCUAUGAUAUAAGUGUUUACUUCCUUACAAUAGACAACCCAUGUAACUGUUUCCUACUGAUGCAUACACCAUAAGA
This is a messenger RNA of Achroia grisella, 3269 nucleotides long. RefSeq lists its product as uncharacterized. The coding region runs from base 137 to 3052 and encodes 971 amino acids. Lineage: Eukaryota; Metazoa; Arthropoda; Insecta; Lepidoptera; Pyralidae. The transcript has a single exon. The record is from RefSeq and is a predicted model, not a curated record.